Molecule: messenger RNA, 1102 nt
Organism: Rhodofomes roseus
Lineage: Eukaryota; Fungi; Basidiomycota; Agaricomycetes; Polyporales; Fomitopsidaceae
Product: HAD hydrolase subfamily IA REG-2-like protein
Exons: 6
Coding region: 148-891 (247 amino acids)
Source: RefSeq, a predicted model, not a curated record
CGCCGCUGUCGCGUCCUAAGUUCGGGUCGAUGACACAACGACGACCUACUACGUGAUACAAGAUCAUCUCCAUAUUCUUCAAGUUGACUUAUUGAAUCUGAAGCAGCGUCCAGAAGACGUUCUACUGCGGUAGCGUGCGAGUGACAGAUGGCCAUCCGCGCGGUGCUCUUCGACGCGCUCGCCACGCUCGUCGCACCCCGGCUGCCCAUCUACGUGCAGUACUCGCAGACCUUCGAGCCCUACCUCGGCGUACUCGCGCCAGACCUGCUCAAGAAGUCCUUUAAAUCCGCACUGAAGCAGGUCCAGAAGGAGAAGCCCGCAUACCAGAGCGGUGCGGAGGGGUGGUGGGGCGAGGUCAUCAGGCGCACCGCGCUCGGGGCGGGCGCGGACCCCCAAGCUGUCGACCGCUCGCUCGGCGAGAUCGUCCCCCGCCUCCUGCACCGCUUCUCCUCGCGGGAGGGGUACAAGCUGUACGAUGACUCGAUGCCGACGCUGCAACGCCUCCAGUCUACGGGUAUCCGGACGGGCGUGAUCAGCAACACCGAUGCGCGCAUGCGCGCGGUCCUCGACGACCUCGGCGCGACGGCCUACCUCGGCACGAUCCUCCUCAGCUCGGAGGAAAGCAUCGAGAAGCCCGCGCGCGAGAUGUUCCUCCGCGCGUGCGCACGGCUUGGCGUUCAGCCCUCGGAGGCCGUCCACGUCGGCGACGAGCUGCCUGCUGACUACUACGGCGCGAAGGAGGGCGGCCUGGAAGCGCUCCUGGUGCGACGACCAGGCGCUGAGGGAGAGGAUGAGGCAAAGGAGCCGGGCGAGGACCUCAGCGGAGUGGCGGUCGUGUCGGGCCUCGCAGAGGUGGUGGAUUGGGUGCAACGCAGAAAUGCUGCGGCGUGACCUUGCUUCGCAGGUCGCCGGUGUGUUCUCUGUUGCUGAUGACCUCCGUGAGCUUCGUGCUGUGCGUGGCACGCGUUGGUCAUCUUCGCGAUCAUGUACAAGUUAGACUGUGGAUAAUGUAGCGAAUAUGUAGUACAGCGGCGACUGUCUCAUGUUUUUUAUGCGUGGUGGGUCUGAGUACUGCGAGCAGCGUUCACUGGCAUCCUUGACU